CUGCUCGAUGGCGUCUAUCAUCUCAUCCAAGUGGAUAAUUGAAGUUCAAUGGCUGAAUUGAGGUUUGUCUGCCCUCGGUAGUGAAUUGAAGCUUCUUUUAGCGGCUUNUUUUUUUUUUUUUUUUUUUUUUUUUUUUUUUUUUGGAAAGUUAGUCAGAAUCACGUGUUUGCCAGCUUGCUUUCUUUUGUGCGUUCCGUCUAGAUGAGUUCUUGAAAUUUCACUUUCCAGAGAGUCAACAACUAGAAUUAUUAGAGAUUUCUUUUGUCGUUUAGAGGUAGCUUAGAUUCGGUCUUCGUUGUGGUAGAAUUCGUGGGUUUGAUCUGGGGCCAAAUUUGGCAUUUCUCAAAGCAUCAAGAAAGGCCAAACAGGACUGCAUUUCUGAGUUACACUUCUUCUCAUUUUUGAUUCUCUUCAAGUCGUCUCCUAGAUCUGAAUCAUGGGUCUAACCAGCAUCAACGGUGAGUCUCUGUCCUCCACCUCAAUAUCACACACUUCUCACUGACUCCACCAAAGUCCUCGACCUCCCACGUCUCCGCGACGAACCAUCCUUCAAAAUCCUAGUCCAAGCCCUCGAAGCUCUCGCCAUCAAACCCUCACUCUGGAGCGGAGAAGCCACACCAACAGAAAACACAGUAGCAACCUCCCGAUAUCUCACCUCGAUUCUCUCCAGUGGCUUUGAAUGGUUCCAAGAUCCAACAAGUGAGAAAAGCCAUGGACUUCUAGCUGAGGAGCAGAAAGAGUUUCUGUGGAACUUGGCGAGUGCGAGACUUACUGAGAGAUGUGGUCGCUCUGGUAUGUCCUCGUAUUGUACUUCAUACUUUACAGCGUCAUACUAAUGAAGUGACAGCACAAGGAGAAUUAACACGCACUUGGACAAUUCCAGCAAACGAGAACCAUCCAGAUCUCAACAUCGUUAUAAGAGAACCCCCACUAGUCCGUAUCCCCAUCCCGUAUCAAAACCACCCACCUGCUCACUACCUAAUCAUACAGACAGGCGACAACCUCGGCCACAAAACCUGGGGAACCGCCUGGGCAAUCGCCCAAAAACUCGACCAUUUCCACCAAUACUUUUCCCACAUCCUCUCCGUCCCCUCCUCCAACCCCCAAAUCCUGGUAAGCAACUCCAACCAAAAAGCAAAAACUAAACUGCCAAAGAAGCUCAUCAUCGCUCUCUAG
Hymenoscyphus albidus is the source of this 1176-nucleotide messenger RNA. NCBI's taxonomy places the organism in Eukaryota, Fungi, Ascomycota, Leotiomycetes, Helotiales, Helotiaceae. The record is from the annotation of a GenBank genome assembly.